AUGGGGAAGCUGCGCCGGCGGUAUAACAUCAAGGGGCGCCAGCAGGCCGUCCCCGGCUCUUCGAAGGCCCCCCCCGAGCCGCCCCCCGUGCGGUUGGAACUAGAAGACCAGGGCACAUUGAAAGGAGUUGAUGCAAGCAAUGCGCUUGUCCUGCCGGGGAAGAAGAAGAAGAAGCCCAAAGCCCCACCCCUGUCGAAGAAGGAAAAGAAGCCUCUGACCAAGAAAGAGAGGAAAGCGCUGCAGAAAAUCUUAGAGCAGAAGGAGAAAAAGAGCCAGCGAGCAGAGAUGCUGCAGAAAUUGAGUGAAGUCCAGGUUUCGGAGGUCGAGAUGAGACUUUUUUAUACCACAUCGAAGCUGGGCACUGGGGAGCGCAUGUACUACACCAAAGAGAAACCCAGUGAGAUUGCAGCCCAGGGUCAGGAGAAGAUCAGCAGCCUGAGUGGGGCCCACCGGAAGCGGCACUGGCCAUCAGCAGAGGAGGAAUCCGAGUCCUCGGAGGAGGAGUCUGAGCCUGAUGAGGCCCCAGCCCCCGAGCAGGCUGGGGCUGGUGCAGGGACAGCAACAGCAUGUAUGCCGCCAGCUCCACUGGGGACCAGGGAUGAGAGCACAGUGCCCGGCAGUCAGCUCUCCCUGGCUGGGACUUCUGCCCCCUCCCCUCCAGCAGUAGCCUCUGCCCUGGCCAGGCCCCCAGCCAAGCCCGCCAUAUUCAUCCCUGUGAACCGCUCCCCAGAAAUACAGGAAGAACGGCUAAAGCUCCCCAUUCUCUCUGAAGAACAAGUGAUCAUGGAGGCUGUGGCCGAGCACCCCAUCGUCAUUGUGUGUGGCGAGACUGGCAGCGGGAAGACCACGCAGGUGCCUCAGUUUCUCUAUGAAGCUGGUUACAGCAGAGACGACAGCAUCAUCGGAAUCACAGAGCCCCGCCGUGUGGCCGCUAUGGCCAUGUCCCAGCGAGUGGCCAAGGAGAUGAAUCUUUCCCAGCGGGCCGUCUCCUACCAGAUCCGGUAUGAAGGAAACGUGACCGAAGAGACCAGAAUCAAGUUCAUGACAGAUGGCGUGUUACUCAAGGAAAUCCAGAAGGACUUCCUGCUGCUGAAGUACAAGGUGGUGAUCAUUGACGAAGCUCAUGAGAGGAGUGUAUACACGGACAUCCUCAUCGGCCUUCUGUCCCGUAUCGUGUCUCUCCGGGCAAAGAGGCACCUGCCACUGAAGCUGCUUAUCAUGUCGGCCACACUGCGGGUAGAGGACUUCACCCAGAACCAGCGGCUCUUUGCCAAGCCACCCCCAGUCAUCAAGGUGGAAUCCAGGCAGUUCCCAGUGACGGUGCAUUUUAACAAGCGGACACCAAUGGAAGACUACAGUGGCGAGUGCUUCCGGAAGGUCUGCAAGAUCCACCGGAUGCUGCCUGCAGGCGGCAUCCUGGUGUUCCUGACGGGGCAGGCAGAGGUACACGCACUGUGCCGCAGGCUCAAGAAGGCCUUUCCAGCCCGCAGGCACUCACCCUUUCCAGGAACGGAAGAUCAGAGAGACUCAGUGGAAGAAAUGCGGAAGUUUAAGAAGUCUCGGGCGAGGGCCAAGAAGGCUCGGGCUGCGACGCUGCCCCAGAUCAACUUGGAUAACUACUCGGUGUUGCCAGUGGGCGAAGGCGAUGAAGACAGGGAGGCAGAAAUGGAUGAUGAAGAGGAAGCCCCUGGCUCUGAUCUUGACCUGGACUUAGGGGACGAUGGAGCAGACACAGGUGAGGAGCUGGAUGCCUCCCUCCCACUCCACGUGCUCCCCCUCUACUCCCUGCUGGCCCCGGAGAAGCAGGCACAGGUCUUUAAACCUCCCCCAGAGGGGACGCGGCUGUGUGUAGUGGCCACCAACGUGGCUGAGACAUCCCUGACCAUCCCCGGCAUCAAGUACGUGGUGGACUGUGGGAAGGUAAAGAAGCGCUACUACGACCGUGUCACUGGCGUGUCCUCCUUCCGCGUCACCUGGAUCUCCCAGGCGUCGGCUGACCAGCGGGCUGGCCGAGCGGGCCGGACGGAGCCAGGCCACUGCUACAGGCUAUAUUCAUCUGCGGUUUUUGGUGACUUUGAGCAGUUUCCUCCUCCUGAGAUCACCCGGAGGCCCAUUGAAGACUUGAUCCUACAGAUGAAAGCUCUCAGCAUUGAAAAGGUCAUCAACUUCCCCUUUCCAACACCUCCCUCCAUGGAGGCCCUCAUCGCUGCCGAGGAGCUGUUGAUUGCGCUGGGGGCCCUGCAGGCACCCCAGAAAGCAGAAAGGAUGCAGCAGCUGCAGAGGUCCCGUCUGAGCUGCCCCAUCACCACGCUGGGCAGGACCAUGGCUGCGUUCCCUGUGGCACCCCGCUAUGCCAAGAUGCUGGUGCUGAGCCAGCAAUAUGGCUGCCUGCCCUACGCCAUCACCAUCGUGGCCGCCAUGACAGUGCGUGAGCUGUUUGAGGAGCUAGACAGACCAGCUGCCAGUGAUGAGGAACUCACCAAGCUGAAGUGCAGGCGGGUCCGGGUGGCCCAGAUGAAGAGGACCUGGGCAGGACAGGGAGCUUCUUUGAAACUCGGCGAUGUCAUGGUGCUGCUGGGUGCCGUGGGAGCCUGUGAGUAUGCUGGCUGCACACCCCAGUUCUGUGAGGCCAAUGGGCUGCGGUACAAGGCCAUGCUGGAGAUCCGGCGCCUCCGAGGCCAGCUGACCACUGCAGUCAACACUGUGUGCCCUGAGGCCGGGCUCUUUGUGGAUCCCAAGAUGCAGCCGCCCUCCGAGAGCCAGGUGACCUACCUGCGGCAGAUGGUGACGGCCGGCCUGGGCGACCACCUGGCCCGCAGGGUGCAGAGUGAGGAGCUGCUGGAUGACAAGUGGAGGAAUGCCUACAAGACCCCUCUCCUUGAUGACCCCGUCUUCAUCCACCCCAGUUCCGUCCUUUUCAAAGAGCUCCCUGAGUUUGUGGUCUACCAGGAAAUUGUGGAGACCACCAAGAUGUACAUGAAAGGCGUCUCCACCGUGGAGAUUCAGUGGAUCCCAGUCCUACUGCCUUCUUACUGCCAGUUCGACAAGCCCCUGGAGGAGCCGGCCCCUGCCUACUGCUCCAAGAGCGGCAGGGUUCUGUGUCACCGGACCAGCGUUUUCUAUCGCGUUGGCUGGCCACUCCCUGCUGUCCAGGUGGAUUUUCCGGAGGGCAUUGACUGCUACAAGCACUUUGCCCGGUUUCUGCUGGAAGGGCAGGUCUUUCGCAAGCUGGCCUCAUACCAGGGCUGUUUGUUGUCCAACCCCAGCACAAUGCUGAAGACAUGGGCCAGGCUGCAGCCCAGGACAGAGAGUCUCCUGAGAGCCCUUGUUGCAGAGAGGGCAGACUGCCACGAUGCCUUGCUAGCUGCCUGGAAGAAAAACCCCAAAUACCUGCUGGCCGAAUACUGUGAGUGGCUCCCGCAGGCCAUGCAUGCCGACGUUGAGAAGGCCUGGCCCCCCACCUCUUGCUGACCCGAUGCCUGGCUGCAGGGCUGAAGACUGGUUUGGACUGAGGGAGCUACCAGCGUCCACUUUCCAGUGUGGUCACCCUGGCCCCCUGGCCUGCUCCCAGGAGGCAUCUCAAACCCCUGCAAACCGUC
Molecule: messenger RNA, 3599 nt
Organism: Galeopterus variegatus (Sunda flying lemur)
Lineage: Eukaryota; Metazoa; Chordata; Mammalia; Dermoptera; Cynocephalidae
Gene: DHX37
Product: DEAH (Asp-Glu-Ala-His) box polypeptide 37
Exons: 27
Coding region: 1-3471 (1156 amino acids)
Biological process (GO): maturation of SSU-rRNA from tricistronic rRNA transcript (SSU-rRNA, 5.8S rRNA, LSU-rRNA)
Cellular component (GO): nucleolus; intracellular anatomical structure
Molecular function (GO): RNA binding; ATP binding
Source: RefSeq, a predicted model, not a curated record